AUGCAGAAAAUUAAAAAUUAUAUAAGCAGACUCCUAAACGACGAUCAUGUGUGCUUUGAUUAAUCAUACUAAUUUAUACUAUUUGUUCGGAUGUUUUAAUUUCUGUAAUACUUAGCAAUUACAUUAUAAGAAAUUAAUGAUAAUGAAAAAUAGGUUGAUGGGCAUUUUUCAAUUUUCUUUCAAAUUCUAAAGUUGUCCAUAUUGGAUAUUAAUUUUCUUCCAGAUUAUAUUGGAUUUAUUACUACUUUUGUAAACAUUGGUGUGUUGGUCCUAUUCAUAUUAUAAAUGGCAUAUUUUAAUAGAUAAUUAGUAUUUUUGACGAGAGGACUUAUAGCCUAUUUAGCUUUAUUACCUCAGAUAAUGUGCUUUUUAUUUGUGUCAUCUAGUUUUCGGUCUUUUAUUUUGAAGGAAGAGACAAACAUAGUCCUUUACAUUUGGGCAAUAUGUGAUGUUAGUUUGAUAUUUAGCAUAUCUAUGAUUUCAUGCAUUUUAUUUAGAAACAUAAGCUUUAAUCAAUCAACUUACACAAGAGAUCAAAGUUAAUUGAAAAUAGUUUCUUAGAUUUUUUAAUUUGUCACAUAAAUAUUAUAUUUUUAUGACGAUAGAGAAGAAAUUUUAAUACUUAAAUAACUUUCAGCUUUAAUGUGGAUAGGACUGGAAUAGAUUGAUAUAUAUUUAUAUAUGCCUUAUAGUUUAUAUGAUAGCAAAUUAAUAUUUACAUUAAAUUAAAUAAAGUUCGGAUGUAAUUUGAUUAAUUUAAUUUUGAAUAAUUUGUCUAAUAUUAUAGAAACAACCUUUUCAUAAUACAUUUAUUAUUUUAUAUUUUCAUCAAUGUGUUUUUACUUAGGUGAAACAUUUUAUUAGAGAUUAUUUUAUGCGAAAGGAUUAGAUACUUUUACUAAAUCAAGUGAAAAAGACUAGCAUUUAUAAAUAAAAGUGUUGAGAUAGUUUUAAAUUUAAUCUCAAUUCACACUAACUUAAACUGAGAAGUUAUUGCAAAUAGGAAUGGUGAAUUAACAUAUCAUUCACUGUAAUAAAUAGUGCAGAGUAAUUAAUUUAUUUAUUUAAAUCAGUCUCAAGAUAGUUCUGAUGUAAUCACAUGCAUUGUCAAUUCUCAAGUGUCAAAUAAAGAAGAUGAAAAUCUAUUUUUAUUUAAGAUUUAAUAUUUGGCAUUCCAAAACAAACAAUACUCUUAAAGUUUAGCCAGGAUAAAACAUUAUUAAAUUAAAUAUAAAUAAGAAUUAUCUUGGUAUUUCAACUUAGUAUAAAUUGAAAUAUCAAAUAAACUCAGUUAAGAAAUAACAAAAAAGCAAUAUUCCAAAAUACUGCAAUAAAAUUCAUCAUUUGUUAACUUUACUUCUGAUGAUUUAGUUCAUUUAGAUGUUUAAUCAGAUAUACUAAUACCUAUUAUUAGAAAAACUCUUUCAGCCAAAUUAGAUGUUUGGAAGAAAUAACUAAAAGGAUUUUCAUCUGUUAAAUAAUUAUAGUAAGAGUUAGUGAAGUUAGCUUAGGAAUUAGAGUAAUUAAGAAUUAAAUUCAAAUUGAUUAUAAAUAGAGAUGUAUACGAAGUAAAUAUCUCUUAAGUGAAUAAUUUGUAUCAUUUGAGAAUGUUGUCUUUAUAUUAUUCAAUCAUCAUGAACGAUUAAUUGCAUUCAUUUUUAUGCGAAAAACAAUACUAUUUAAUCUACAGCUAUGAGCAAACCUUACAAUAGGAUUAGUUAAAUUCAAUUGCAUUAGUAUUAGAUAAAGUUUCUAUUGUAACUGUGAGCUUAGUUCAGAGUUUAGGAUCUAUAUUAAAUGCCAACAAAUAGCAAUUAGGACAUAUGUUUAAUUACAAGAAAGUAGAAGAAUUCUAAAAUAUUGUCCAUCUAAAUUAAUUAAUGCCUGAUUUUAUGGCUGAAUCACAUAACUCAAUGUUGGAGAAAUUUUUAAUCAAAGGUGAUUCUCCUUUUAUGCAAUAAUUUCGUUUGAUUUUUGGUAAAACAAAAGACAAUUUUAUAUUCCCUUUGUAUCUGAAACUAGCUAAUGACUUUAGUUACCAGGACGAUUAUGUCAUAAAAGGCAUAUUUUUCUCAGGAGUAAAAAAAUAUGAUUAUCUAUUAUUUGACAGCAAUGGAAAAAUAUUGGGUGUAACAAGGUAAGUUUAUUAUGAUCUGUUCACUAAUAACAAUAAUAAAAAUCAACCAUCAGAACUUACUAUAUUAUAAGAUUAAUGCUUCCUUUAUUAUUUUAUGCCUGAUUUAUUUGACAUUGUGAAAAGAUUUCAAUAAAGACAGAAGGAUGUAUUUGACAAUAUAAUUUUUUCAGAAGAUACAAUCUUUAUCUCUCACAAUGAAAUAAAAGAGUUUCAUGAUAAAUUCUAAUAGCAAAUGAGAUUCAUUGUUAAUGACUUUGGAAAUAUCAUGAAUUUUAAGAAAAAGCAAUCGUUAUAGAGUAUUAAGAUAUAAUAUUAAAAGUUCGUGCGAGUACAUUAUAAACUUCAAAGGACAUUAACCCUAUCUUAAUUGAAUUAAGUUUAUUGAAUGAAACUUAUGCUAAAGCAGUAAAGGAAUAUAUAAAUCAAACGGUAACAUUAAAAAGUAUUCAUUAGGUUACAUCAUAAAAAACUUGUUUUGUGAGAUUUACAUUGUAAUUCUAAAAGUAUUAAAAUGAUGGAUACUAUAUCAUGCAAAUAUCAGAUUAUAGAAAACACAAUUUUGGAGAAUUAGCCACUGAAUUAUUUGCUUUGUAAGAUGCUGAUUCUACAAUGAAAAAAUCCACUUUGAGACAUUUGAAGGGUAACUUUUUAUAAGUAUAUAAAGAUUUAAUAAUUUCCAAACGGAGAUAUGGUGACAUUUAAGCUUUUUCAACCAUUAAAAAAAAACGUUAAAUGUAUUCUAGAUAACUGGCUUCAGUCAACUAAUCUGAAAUGCUAAUGACUCAAUAAUUAUCCUCAAUUGUUUAAACACCAAAGGCUUGUUUUUUUAAACCUGAAAUUGCAUUAAAUUCUGAAAUGGAAUCAGUUUAAGAAAUUAGAAACUCCAGUUCAGAAGAAUCCAAAUUUUUAGAUGAAUUUUUAUCAGAUGACGAGUCAAAGAAACAAGGCUAAAAGAGGGAGAAAAGGAUAUAAUCAUUUAGCAAGACAAAUAAUUUUACUGAAAAUGAACAAAAUCCAAAUUAAUCAUAACAUUCUAGUGCAAUAUCUAAAGCAUCCAAUAAUUAGUCAUACUUUUUUUAAAUUGUAUUUAAAUAAAAGGGAUAAUUACCAAAAAAUAUAAUUAUCUUAUGGAUUAUUGUUUAUUGUAUUAAUUUAAUCAGUGUUGGAGGAUUUAGUUUUACAAACUACCAUAUCAUUUCUAAUUACUAUUAAGAAUAAUUAUAAUCUGAAUAAUUUAUGGGACCUCUUAAAUUUAAUAGAUAUUUUUGUAAGACUUUAUCCAUUAGUUGGAAUUUCAUUUUAACAAAAUACAAUAUAUUGAAUAAUAGCCAGUAUUCAAAUUAAUAAAACCUAUAUUAAUUUAGUUUACUUGAUUAAUUCGUUUUCUCUAAUCUAUCGUAAUUAUAUCCAAUAUUUCUCAAAAUGGAAUAGGAUGGGACAUUAUCAAAUAUGACUUUAACAUAUAAUAUGAAAAGCUCAGAGAGUGUUGAAUUCACAAGAUUAUUUAACUUUUUAGAAGAGGUCAUCCAUUAUCUGGUUUAAAUUAGUUAUUUUGACAAGGAGAGCUUUCUAAAUUUCGUUAACAAAGAUUACAUAGAUAAGGCAUUAAUCAUACAAUACAACCUACCAGAAGUAAUUGACAUCAAUAACGAUCUAAUGAAUUAACUAAAUAGGAAUUCUCUUGACAAAUAGGAAAUUGAAAGUUCGAUUUUUGUAGUUGAACACUUGAUUCAUACAGUAAUAAUCUUCUUUGUUAUGCUCAUACAAUUGUUUUAAUGGAAUAAUAUAGAGUAAUAAAAUAGAAAUUUGGCAUUGUUGGUUGGUAGGAUCAAGGAUAAUGAAGUGGAAAAUGAAAUUUGUAAGAAUAAUAUCUAUUAUUUAAAGAGAGAGCUUAUACUAUUUAUAUCGCACUGAAUAUUCAAGCUGGUGAAGAUUCCUGGAAGCGUUAUAAUUAUUAUAAUUAUGGAUUUCAAUAAGACGCAUCUGUUUAUUAGCCAAGGCAAAAAUUAAGUAUUAGUUAGAAAUUGCAAUUUGGUUAACAAAUUUAAAAAAGCGUAAGGAAUUUUAAUACUAAAAUAAAUUUGUUUUCACAUUUAAUAAAAAUAUUAGUAUUUGUAUUGAUAUAUUAAGCAUAUCUAUGGGGAGGCUACUCAUUAUCUAAAAGCCAAAAAGAUAGGCUAUAACCAUUAAAUAAUUUAUUAGUAGAGUUUGCAUUGUUCAGUACUAAAAUUGACAAUUUAGCAAGCACAGCCUUAAUAAUAAAGACCUAAUUUUUAAUAUAAGAGAAAUUAAAAUAAGAAGGAUUAUUCUUGGAAAAAGAUCUGAAUGAUAGAGAGGAAAUAAUAGAAUUAUUCAACACUAUCUAUAAUGAGAUAACUCAAUCUUUUGCUUAACUAUAUGAGCAAUUAAUUAAAGAUUUAUAAUUAGAAUAUUCAAUCAAAGAAGCUUAAGGUUUAUUACAUUAAGAUAUUUGUUUAUUUAUGAGUUCACUAUUGCCCUUUUGUGAAUUGAAAUUGAAAUAAAACUAGUAAGAUUUUAUCAAGUAGUAUGGUUAGUAUUAUGCAUAAGAUGAUAAUUCUGAUUAUUUAUCUUAAGGCAUUCUUUCUUUGGUAACACAAAUGCAAUAGUUUUAUAAAUAAAAUUUUGUUUUUGAAACUUAGUUUGAAGAUAAAGAAUUAAGCUAAGAUGAACUUUAGAGCUUUUUGAAUAGUUAGGAAUUUAAUGUUAUUAUAUUAAGCCAUUUUAGAGAUACUUAUUAAUGUUUUAUUAUUUACUUAGAAUUAUUAGAAGAUAAUAUAUAUUUGAUCAGAAGUAAAAAUUUGUCAAGUGUGCUAAUCUAUUAUGACAUAAUUAUAAUCAUGUAUUUGGUUAUUUUUUAGAUUUAUUAUUCAUAUUGGAUAGGGAAAAAUGUGAAAGUGAUGAGGAACAUCAAAUUGGCCUUAAUUGCAAUGCCACAUUUUCAAUUGACAAGUGACCCUGUUAUUAAUAUUUUGAAAAGAUAUUAAUGA
Messenger RNA from Paramecium octaurelia, 5145 nucleotides. The record is from the annotation of a GenBank genome assembly. NCBI's taxonomy places the organism in Eukaryota, Ciliophora, Oligohymenophorea, Peniculida, Parameciidae.